UUACCAAUAAAAUGUGAAUUGGCUUGCGUGUUGCUGUCUCGAUUUUCUGUUGAGCCAGAAGGAAAACGAAAACGUGCUGAAAACAACGAUGUAUCAUUGAGAAAGAACGAAAUAUUUCGUGACGAAGACGAGAACGCAUAUUUGAAUCGUGUUAAGUUUGUUUUGGAAUUACUCAGUGCCAACCAACAGUUGGAAGCAUCAUCGCAAAUCUUUGUCAUUCUAUUUGACAUCUUCAAAAUGAGUAUGAACUCAAACGAUAGCGAUGAAGUGCAUUCAACACAUUCGUAUAUUCAGCAAUUGGUCGUAUCGCUGCUCGUUCGACUUCUCAAAGAACCGCAUGGAUACAAAAUCACAAAACAAGAUUUGCAAUUGGAUUGUGUGGUGGAGACGAUUCGCAGAACGCGUGAUCAUAACACAUUGAGAAGUUGUUUAAGUCUUCUCACUGCUGCUGUUCACAUAUCAUCGUUCGGUAAUAUCGCAUAUGAUGUCAGUGUUCACGUUUAUGGNCAGACACUGAACGCAUUGUUUGGUGCGAUUAUGGACGAAAAGGGUGAAGCACUGCUGACACGUCUGGUGAGUGUGUCUCGCAUUCUGUCCGCCUCAAUGCUCGAUAUGCCCGCUCAUCGUCGACUCUCAGUGGUCACUUCGAUUGCAACAGCGAUUCAUUCACAGCAUUUGCCAAUUAUUUGUGCAGUGCUCUUCGAACAUUACUGUAUCACAUGGCAGAGAAAUGACUCAAACAAAGGUUAG
Anisakis simplex (herring worm) is the source of this 750-nucleotide messenger RNA. The record is from the annotation of a GenBank genome assembly. NCBI's taxonomy places the organism in Eukaryota, Metazoa, Nematoda, Chromadorea, Rhabditida, Anisakidae.